This is a messenger RNA of Pararge aegeria (speckled wood butterfly), 1268 nucleotides long. Its product is annotated as leucine-rich repeat-containing protein 57-like. The transcript has a single exon. NCBI's taxonomy places the organism in Eukaryota, Metazoa, Arthropoda, Insecta, Lepidoptera, Nymphalidae. The record is from RefSeq and is a predicted model, not a curated record. Bases 94 to 810 code for a protein of 238 amino acids. Gene Ontology annotation, molecular function: protein binding.
UGCGCAAAACAAGGAUUAAAAGUGCUUAUUUACGUGAUAAAUAGUAAUAAAUACUGUAAUUUAGGUUUUCUGAUUGUUGUAAUUACCAAAUAAAUGGGCAAUUCCGGACUAAAACAACACUAUGAAACGGCGUCAAAAACGGGCGUCUUACAAAUUUCCAAUCAUAGAUUGAGAGAAAUUCCAGAAGAUGUUUUCAAUUUGUCGGAACAUCUAAGAAAUUUGGACAUAUCAAAAAAUAAAAUAGCGAUUAUACCAGAAGAUAUAAGCAGGUUAAAGUUUUUGAAACAAUUAAAUGUAAGCACAAACGCGAUACAGGUUAUGCCAAGUUCAUUAGCUAAUCUGAAGAAAUUGGAAAUGUUGAACGUGUCCUUCAACUCUAUUUCAUGUUUGCCCGAAUCUUAUUCGAGUCUAACUAAUUUGAAACAAAUUUAUUUAAACAACAACAAGUUUAAGGAGUUUCCUAAGCAGCUUCUUGGUCUAACUAAUAUUGAAGUGGUAGACCUUUCAAAUAAUAAGUUAACAGAGGUACCAAAUGGAAUGUCAACCUUUUUUGCGGCAGAGUUAAACUUGAGUCAAAAUGAGAUAUCAUCAUUGGGUGAGGACUUGCACCAAGCACCUAGAUUAAAAAUACUGCGGUUAGAUGAGAAUUGUUUAAGUCUAGACUCUAUUACACCAAGCUUACUCAGAGAUUCUAAAAUUCAUACAAUAACUAUAGACGGGAAUCUAUUUGAAUCCAAGCAGCUGACAUCACUUGAAGGGUACAAUGAGUAUUCAGAGAGAUAUACAACAAUAAAGAAGAAAAUGUUUUGAUUAUGCUAUAAUUUAUUAGUAGCUCUAAAAUAUCAAGUAUUAAAACAGUACAUGAAAGUUUUAAUACUGAGCAAUUCCAUACACAGCUUUAUCUAAACUCAUGCAAUAAAUUAAUGAAAUCUUCGUAAUAUUUUAUGACUGUUUGCUUCUUAUUUUUCUUCAAGUUAGUAUCAUAUUAUUUAUUUGAAGUCAUUUGAUUAACAAAAUUAAAGUAAAAAAUAAUAAAAAAAUGCAAUAAAUUGUGAUUUAAAAUUUAGCUAUCUAUUUUGCUUAGUUAUACUUAUGCUAAAUUCUAGUCUUAAGGCCAAUAUGAUGAUGCUUGAACAAUCAGCUGUGGAAAUUCUUCUACAGUAAAAAAAAAUACUUACCAUAUUUUCAUACCACUAUAAAUAAGCCCCUGUACGAUGAACCCCUGUACAGAAAAUAAAUAUGUAAUGUUACACUUUUUAUUAAAUUAU